AUGAUGACUUCCCCGGACUCUCCACCUCUGGUCUCCCCUUCCCCGUGCCCUGCUCCCCCUCCAUCCCUCCCCUCCUCACCAGUUCCCUCCUCCCCAGCCCCUUCUUCCUCCUCCCUGCCUGCCCCACCCUCGCUGCCUCCCACGGGGGAGGUGAUGGUGCUGGCUCUGGGCAGGAAGAAGCAGAGGGUUCUGAUUGCUCUCUCCAUCCUGCCCAACCUCUUCCUAGCCUUCCUGCUCUCUUCCGACCCCCUCAUCACCCUCUCCCCGCCCCAUCACUGCCACCUGCCGGGGCCCUUACCAUCGCCUGAGGUGCUGAAUGCCUCCCUGCCCUGGGAGAAGGGGGAGAGGCAUGGGGACAGCGGGGGCCUGUCCCAGUGUAUGCAGUACGUCAACGGCAGCCAGUCAGCAAUAGUGGUAUGCAAGGCCGGCUGGGACUACAAUGUUACAGAAGGGCUCAGGAAAAACAUCGUUACUGAGUGGGACCUGGUGUGUGCUCAGUACUGGCUGGUCCCAGUGGAGGAAGUGUGUUUCAUCCUGGGCGUCCUAACUGGCUGUCUCGGCCUAGGCUAUGCUGCUGACAGGCUGGGCAGGUCCAAGACUCUGUUGACUUGUCUGACCCUGUCGGUGGUGUUUGGGGUGCUGGUGUGUGUCUCUCCGUACCCUUCCAUCUUCGUUGUCAUGCGUUUCUGUUUGGCGGCAGCUAGUGCGGGAGUCUACCUCAUUCUGUACAUCACUCGUCUGGAGCUGUGUGAACCGUCUCUGAGGCUGGUGGUGACCAUGCUGGCCGGCCUGAUGACUGUAGCCGGAGAGCUGCUGCUGCUGGCCGUUGCCCUGGGCUGCCAGUCCUGGAGGGGCCUGCUGGGAGCUGGCGCUGCCCCGCUAACACUCUUUCUCAGUUACGGCAUUCCCGGGGUGUUUCCAGAGUCUCCUCGCUGGCUCCUGAUGUCAGAGAGAUCUGCAGACAUGAACUCCUUCACGGAGAGAAGGAACUCCAACAGAGAUGUGAGGGACGACGAGAGCUUCACAGAGCUGGAUUCAGAGCCGGCCCCCUCCUCACGCCCUCACCUGUCCUUUCCUGAGCUCUUCCACAGCAGGAACAUCUGGAAGAACAUGUGUGUGCUCGGCUUCACCUCAUUCAUCUCUCACGGCAUUAGUCACUGUUACAGCUCUUUCCGAGGAGACGUCAGAGGCACGGCCCCCAGCUUCUAUUGGACCUACCUGCUGUCUGUGUGCGCCGGGGGUGGGGCCUGGCUGUUGCUCUGGGCGACCGUAGACAGGUGCGGCCGCCGUGGCAUCCUGCUCCUCGCCAUGACGAUGACGGGGCUGGCCUCUUUGAUCCUCCUGGGACUAAUGGAGUAUCUCAGUGAGACAGCCAUCACAGUUUUUUCAGUGCUGGGUCUCUUCUCCUCCCAGGCCACCGCCUCCCUCUGCAUCCUCUUCACUGCAGAGAUCAUGCCCACCGUCAUCAGGGGCAGUGGUGUGGGUGCGGUGCUGGCCCUGGGCUGCGUGGGCCGCCUCAGCUCCCCGCUCAUGGACCUGAGGAACCACUACGGUUACUUCCUUCACCACGUGGUCUACUCCUCUCUGGCCCUGCUGGCCGUGCUGUCCAUACUGCUGCUGCCUGAGAGCAAGAGGAAGCCGCUGCCCCAGACGCUGGCCGACGGUGAGCAGUACAGACGCCCCCCACUGGGCAGGAGGAGGAGGGACAAUGUGCCGCUGCUAGCCACGCCCAACCCAGAGACCUAAAAGACCCCUGAAAAAGAGGUCGGAAUGUGCUUCAACCACCGACUUUACAGCCAGACGAUUUACAUCCAUCGUGCUCGUGCAGAGGAAGAGAAAGAGACGAGGGCUGCACAGAUAAUUGUGGACGGACGAUGAAGGGCGGUGAUGAACGUGAUUACACCGUCUAAGCUUCCUAACAUAUCAUCCUCUAGUCAUUCCAAACGCAGGCGGUGGGGUCGAGCCACUCGUCUUCACCAUUCUCUAUUUCCUGCCAUUCAGUUGUGUGACGCACGAUGUUCAGAGACACAUGGAGGGCAUUCUACAUCUUCAUCUCCUACUGAUUAGACGGCACCCCCCCCCCACACACACACCCACAAACACACCACCACCAUGUGACACACCAGCAUACCCUGUUGCACGCCGUCGUCCUGUGCGUCUGUCAUAGAGAUGUUUGCUGCUUACUACCGACACUCCAGACCAGAUGUGGGUCAGAGAGUAGUUAAUAGUAGUAAUUAUUCCUAGCAUUUGUCUUAACCUGCAUAGAAAGUCUUUUGUCGUGUUUGCUGUGUACGACGACACUAGAAGUGCUUGAAGAAGGUGUGCAAAAUCAAAGCAAAGUCAGCUUUGUAUACCUCUAUUCUGUGGCGGACCACAGUUCUCGAACAUUUGUUGCAAGACUCAAUGGAGUGUGGAUGCCUUGUAAAUACUCUUAACUUAGUUUCUUUAACUUCUAAGGGCAUCUGAGUUUAGCUAAAGCUGACCCUGUGGCUGAAAACUACAGAACAGUAUGCAUUGCAGAGGACAAGCGCUAAAAAGCACUUUUAAAGAUUCUUUUUAAAGACGAUGGUGGUUAACAUGCCCCAAAUCUUCAAAAUGUAUGGACAGUUUUAUUAGCGUCAAUAAACUAUUAUCGGUAUUGGAAUCAGAGGCAAAAAAAAAGAAAAAGG
This is a messenger RNA of Etheostoma cragini (Arkansas darter), 2669 nucleotides long. RefSeq names its product solute carrier family 22 member 17 (gene slc22a17). Gene Ontology annotation, molecular function: transmembrane transporter activity. Gene Ontology annotation, cellular component: membrane. NCBI's taxonomy places the organism in Eukaryota, Metazoa, Chordata, Actinopteri, Perciformes, Percidae. The record is from RefSeq and is a predicted model, not a curated record. Bases 1 to 1746 code for a protein of 581 amino acids. Gene Ontology annotation, biological process: transmembrane transport. The transcript is spliced from 9 exons.